GCAAUGCAGUGGUUCAGUGUUGGUGUAGCGCUGUAAUGAUGAAGGAAGUAAUGCGCUCCGGACUCGCGGUAGGGACGGAGAGCAUCUUGGAUUGGAUCCGGAGCCGGGAGGUUGCGGAGAAGCGAGCCCGUGUUCGCCGCCGGCCGCCAGUCCGGCACGAGCCUUCGCCGUGAAUGUACGUUGUGUGCGUUCGUCAAGCGAGCGGUCGCGCACGCGCUCUCGCGAUCUCAACUACGCAAAACAAUCAGAAAUAAAUUUUUACACCACCCACUUAUAAAACGAAAACAAUUUGACAGUGACGUUUCAGUGGACGCGAUGACAUUUCAGCACGUAGUGUAUUGAUGUAAACGUAAAUUUCAAUAAUCCGUAUCACAAAUUUACAGUGCCGCGUGAAAUAGAACAAAUUCAUGGUGAACAAAAUUGACCGGUGUUGUGCAUAUAUUGCAGUGUGUAAACAUUAGAAUGCCACCGAUAUCGGCCGGGUAGCGCAAUGAUGCGCAAGGAGAGUGCCGGCGCGUCCGGGGCCGAUGUCUCCCUGGACGCUUACGAUUGCUUAAAUCUCCAGCAGAUUCUGCAGGCUUUUAACUCGACCAUCGGCGAGGAGUACGCUUGGGCCUUGUUCUAUCAGGCCGCCAAGUGUUUCCAGAAGUGUCUCGCUGAUGGCUCGACCUGUUACCUGGCAACGGAGCCACGGCAUCUGUUGCUGCACAAAGAUGGCUUCGUUCAUCCGAACACGCUCACGCAUCCAGGAGAUGACAGCAGCAGAGAGGAAGUCACGUCAGAGCAGCAGAUGGUGGUGAACCUGGCGCUGGUGAUCUACCACGCGUUGGACUACACGCACGCGGAGGAUGAAGAGCGGCUCAUUUCGCCUGAUCUCGAAGACCUCAUCACCGACAUGACGGCGUGUGAUGCCGAGGAGGAGGAGGAGUGCGGCAUGUCGGAGGGUUCGGAGACGUCGGAGAGUGGGCGCGCCGACACCGACGACGAGGGCAUCGAGCGAGAUGCCGAGCCCGCGCCGCGCCGCACCACGCACUGUCGCCGGUUCAUGCUCAAAGAUGUUAUAGAGCGCUGCGUGUGGCACUGCGGCGGUGUGGGGCGAGGAGCACGAGAGGCGGCGGGCGCGCACUACCGCGCCGUUUGCCGCGCGCUGCUCUCCGAGGCGCUCGAGCUGGCCUCGUUCUUGACGCGCGUGCGCGUCGGCGGCGCGCGCAACAUGGGCGCCGCGGAGGACUCCGCUACCCAUCUGGAUACUUUGCAGUUCUCAGAUUGGGCGCGUUUCUGGAUGCAAGUGAUUGGAGAGUUGCGGAUGGGUGUAAAACUGAAGAAGGUGAACUAUUCUAGAACCCCCAUCGAGUACGAGCUAACGCCGUACGAAAUACUAAUGGAUGAUAUUAGGUCAAGAAGGUAUACUUUAAGAAAAGUGGACGGAUCAAUACCUCAGAGCGUGAAGAAGGACGCUCAUGCAAUGAUUCUCGAAUUUAUUAGAAGUAGGCCGCCACUCAGAAAGGCCUCGGAACGUAAACUACCACCGCCCCGACGGGAAAGCACUCCGCGGGAGCAGCUGCUGGCCUCCAUCCAGCGCGGCCGCCCGCUCCGGCCCACGCCGUACUCGCGCACAUACACUUCGAACGGCGCGAGUAGCGGGCCGGGUAGCGUUGAGGUGCGGCGCAACGGCGGUGGUGGCGGUGACGUCACGCCGCAUGCGCCGCCGCAGCGCAGACUCAUCAAAGUUGACUUUGACAACCUCGAGGACGACGAAGACGAAGACGACACCGAAACAUGCAUAAGUCCGGAAACGUGCAUCCCUCAGCCCUUCCCUCGACACACGGCGCCGCAGCAGCCCGCUCCGAAACCAUGGAAGCGAACUGCAUACGAUCUGGCAACGCAAUGUCCAUCGCGGCGCGCGUCCAUGCGGCGACACACGGUCACGCACGUCUGUCCGCCCAGCGACGGCGCACAGUCCCUGCCGCACUCCAGGCCUGGCUCGCGUGCGUCGUGCGCGGGCGCAGCGUCGCUGGCCAGUAGCGAGCUGGACGCGCAGCUCGGCGAGCUGUCGUGGUCGCGCUCCUCGCUGCAGGACGAGCUCAUCAAGUCGGUUAGUGGCAGCCCUAGUAGCAAGCAUAAGCAAUGGCAGGAGGCGAUAAUGUCGGAUGACCGGCUGUCGCUGACGCUGGAGGAGAUCGUGCACAUCAGGUCUGUGCUCACGAAGGCCGAGCUCGAGUUCUUGCCCUCCGAGGGCAGAGUCAAAGAAGAUGUGGAGAAGAGAAGAGUGUGUUUCCUGUGUUUGAAAACAAGAUUUGGCAUAUUCGGACCCUGGGGGCAAAAGUGCAAGCUAUGUAAAAAGACUGUCUGUCAAAAGUGUUGUUCAAAGAUGCGCAUACCGACGGAGCACUUCGCGCACGUCCCGGUUGUGCUGCUGAGCCCCUCCCUGCUGCCCUCGCCAGAGGACGAGGCGCCCUCCUUCCCCCGCAGCCUCGUCUCGCGCCUCGUCUCCCCGGAGCACCACGACAACAGUGUGGGCAGCGCGCCGAGCAGCCCGGUGUCGCGGCGCGCGUGCCCGCAGUCUGCGCCGGGGUCGCGCGGCGGCUCGCGCGGGGGCUCCGCGCUCGGCUUCGCGGACCUCGCCGUGCACGCGCCCAGCGCCAUGACGCGCUCCGUGGACGGUCCCGGCAGCAUGCCCUGCGUCAUCAACGACCGCAGUCUGUCCAGGUCGCGUGGCGGGCGGGGUUCGGGCGGCGCGUCUGCGGCGGAGCGACUGCGCGGCGUGCAGAUGGCGGUGUGCCACGACUGCAAGGCCAUGGUGCUGCAGAUCAUCAAGUCGUCGCGAGCCGCGCGCUCCGCCUCCCGCGACCGCGCGCUGCGACACCUCACCCUCGACCUGGCGCCAGUCUACACCGACAACUGUUAGUCGCCGUCUACUGGCCCAUAGUGUUAGCGAUUAUCACUAGUUAUAGAGCCCGGUACGAUCGCGCGGGAGAGCGAACAGGAACUAUUCAAACGCAGACCAGUUCUGCAGAGUUAGUUGUUUUGCGGAGACUAACAAACUCAUCCGUGGCAUCGUUGGAUCUGGUCAGUUAAUGUAUCGUAUCACGGACAGUAUGCGUCAAUUUAUUGUGGAAAGAUUAUAAUGAUGGCGUAGAAUUGGGUUUAUUAGUAAGCGCGGUUGAUCGCCCGAAAAAUGUUCAUCGAAAAUGACCUUUCUGACUUCAAUCUCAAAUUGACACUAUCCAUACUGUUGAUAAGGAGAACAGACUCGAUCGUAUUCGGAAGUAUAGAUGUGGCCGCGAUGAUGGCAUAUUUCUUUUUUUAAUUCCAGCCGAGUCGGUAGUGCUAUCGGCAACUGCAAGUCUAAAAUGUGACUGAACCUGACUAGCCAAAUCUGCAACAUUCAUUCAGCAACCUAUAAUGACACGAUUAUGUGUGUCCCGAGUCCCUCCGUAUUUUUUUAUAUUUUUCUUAGGAUAUAUUUAAAAUUAGAAUUGUGUUUGAAUUUAG
Messenger RNA from Papilio machaon (common yellow swallowtail), 3495 nucleotides. It is a transcript of the gene spir, whose product is annotated as protein spire. Gene Ontology annotation, molecular function: actin binding. Gene Ontology annotation, biological process: establishment of meiotic spindle localization; polar body extrusion after meiotic divisions; actin nucleation. Gene Ontology annotation, cellular component: cytoplasmic vesicle membrane; cell cortex. Bases 491 to 2908 code for a protein of 805 amino acids. NCBI's taxonomy places the organism in Eukaryota, Metazoa, Arthropoda, Insecta, Lepidoptera, Papilionidae. The transcript is spliced from 17 exons. The record is from RefSeq and is a predicted model, not a curated record.